Macrosteles quadrilineatus (aster leafhopper) is the source of this 1354-nucleotide messenger RNA. It is a transcript of the gene mRpS31, whose product is annotated as 28S ribosomal protein S31, mitochondrial. Gene Ontology annotation, cellular component: mitochondrial small ribosomal subunit. The transcript has 7 exons. Lineage: Eukaryota; Metazoa; Arthropoda; Insecta; Hemiptera; Cicadellidae. Gene Ontology annotation, molecular function: structural constituent of ribosome. The record is from RefSeq and is a predicted model, not a curated record. Bases 164 to 1210 code for a protein of 348 amino acids.
GCAUUAGCUAGCAUCUAGCUAGCUUUUGAAUUUACUCAAUUUAGUAUGAAAUCUGUGCGUUUUCUCAUUGAUUUUAGAGAUUUAUAAGAUUUAAGAGUUGAAGUUACUUUGAAAUAUAUGUUAAUAUUUGUGAAGCAAUAAAUCAAAUAUCGUUGUUGUCAAAAUGUUAACAUUUCCAAGAAAUUUGGCUAGAAACAUCAAACAUAUCCGAUGCUUCUCAAGCUCAAACCUUUUGUUAUCAAAUGAUGAUAAAACAAAUGAAUUGAAUGAAAAGAAAAGUGAAGAAAAAGUUAAAAGUCAAACUACCAAAGAAGAAGCCAACACAAAACUAAACAAUCUUCUACAGAUGAUGGUUAAGAAAGAUGAGGAACCUUCAAGAAAAGUGAAAGUACCUCAGGCAGUUAAACGAGAAAAAGUCAAAGCUGAAAAAGAAAAACCCUUAGGUGUUAAAAUAGCAGAUGCAGCCAAAGAUGUUGCCACAAGCCUAGGUGGAGAUGUACAAAAAACUGAAUCUGAACUCCUUAACAUUUUGUUGAAACGGUCAGAACCCGAAACCCACAUAUUGAAGGAUGUUCUAUCAGGGAUGAAGGUGGAGCAGACAUCUACAGACAAAGAAGAAAGCAGAGCCAAGCAAGUCAGAGACACACUAGCCAGACAGUCGGUGUCUUCAACCAUGCUUGAAGAGAGAUACAAGAGCAAAAGGAGGUUUGGAGAGAAGAAAGCAGGAGCACCAGUCGACAUCUUGGGAGCGCAGCCGUCAUCGUAUUUUGCUGGUCUAGAGGCAGCGCCUGCGUCUUGUGAGCUGAGCACCUGGGACUCCUGUGUACAGAGAGACCUGCGCCUGGCGUGUACACAUCCUCCAGCCAACAUAUACGAGCAGAUGAUUCAGUGGACUGAUCGAGGUGUGCUGUGGCACUUUCCCAUCGACAAUGAGCAAGGGCUUGAUGAUGAAAAGCAAGUGCCAUUUGAAGAUCAUAUAUUCCUGGAGGUUCACCUGGAAGGCUGGUGCCCUGAGAAGGGUCCAGUAAGACAUUUCAUGGAGCUAGUGUGUGUUGGACUGUCUAAAAACCAUUGGCUAACAGCUGAAGAGAAAAAGAAUCACAUCUACUGGUUCCGUGACUACUUUGAAGACAAAAAGGAGCUUCUCAAGGAACUUGGAGCAGGAACGGUCUCAAUUGAAGCCAGUGAGCAGAAAGAGGUAUCUCAGUAGUUGUGAUUGUGCAGUAAUAGAAAGUUGUAAAUACAUUAAGUUUUUAAUGCUAUUCUAAAUAAAUGAGGAAUAGCUUAAUUUGUGAGUGGUUAUUGCUAAACACAAAUGUUAUCCUUACCAAUAUAACAGCAUCUAUGAUAAUGU